AUGAGCGACGAUAACCACGUUCGUCUCAGUGAAGUCCAACUGGUCUCCUCGGAAUUCGGUCAUCCGCUGGAGGAUUGCUACAAACUUGCCGUUCAAUAUUACAAGAAAGGUUCGUGGGAUUGAAAAUAAUGUUCUCAUUGCCAGCUCUUAAUUAAAAUUUCUGUAGAACACGUCGGAAAGCAAGAGCCGGUGACCUACGAUGACCGUAUCAAAUUGCUGGCGCUGAGCAAACAGGUACUAUUUUCCAGUGUUUUUCAUUGCGAAAAGCGAUUUUCAGGUGCAAAAUGGUCCGUUCUCUUCUGAAAACGACAACGCCGGCUGGCUGGAUAUCACCGGAAACGAUGUGAAGUGAGUUCUCAUUCCAUUCAUCACUCAAAAAUAUUCCGGCUACAAACCUUAGGAAUAUAUUUGUAUUUGUGUAUAUUUUCUAAUUUUUCCGCUCCCUCCGGCAAUGACCUUGAACACACACACUCAGUUUGGGAGAAAUAAGAAGAAAAACACGGUGAAGCGGGGUCCGCUGCCCAAUUUCCUUCAUAAAUUCGAUUCCGAAAGGAGAGCAGUAAAUCGAAAGACGCUCCUCCCCAUUCUCCGGCUCCAAAUGCUCCAAAUUUCAUUUUGUAACAAUUUGAUGUGUCGCCGAAGAACAACGGCAAUGGCUCCUCGGCUCAAAAGAAAUCCUACUUUUUCCACUACAACCAACUCGUUCUUCUAAUCUCUUUGGGACGUUUAUACAUAUGUUUUGGAAAAAGUUCUUGAAUCUUCUUUCGCCGUCGUCGCUUUCUUCGUCUUUUUCUUUUCCACUAACCCCGCUAUUAUUGUUCCUUUUCACACAUGUUGACAAUUGGCAUCGAAUUCGAAUUCGAUUCUGUUUCGUUUUCUUUUUUUUCUAUAGACUUCUAACUUCCAGCUCUUCUUUUCUUGUGUGCUCCAUCAGAAGAACUACAGUAGUACCCAAGUAGUAAUCCGAAGGAAAUGUAAUUAGAAUGUUAUUCAUCAUACACUUUUUUCUCCUUCCGCUUCCGAUGAAAAGAAGAAGAUAAGGCACAUCAUCAUUCAUCCUUCACAUGAAGAAGAUGACACAAAUUUAUGCGCCGCACACUUUUCACUCUGUCGUGUCGACAGGAAGCUUGGGGUUCUUGUCACACCGAGAAACUCCCGAAAUCUCUGGAGAAUAGGCGACCGGACGGAAGAGUUUAGGAGCGAAAAGUUAUUCUUCUUCCUCUCUCUUUCUCGCCUCCUCUCACCGCACAACUUGUUACAUUGUUGUGGUAAUCUUUUUUGGGUGGUUAUGGUCGCGUGUUUGCUGCUUUUCGUUUUCAUUACUCGCAAAAAGUUCAGAAAUGAACUACUUCUCCUCCUUCUCUUCCCUCCUUGUCGUUCGUCUCUGAAAGCACGUCAUCUGAAUUCUAGGUUCCCGUGAUCAGUUUUUUUUUCGUGACCUUUUCCAAAGUGAAAAAAGUUGCUAGAUUAUAGCUUUUCGAUAAGAAGCCCUACCACGUCAUCCAUCCUCGGUCACCUCUGCUCCUUGUUAUCCGGUUUUCCCACGAGGAUUUCCUAUAUUUCUUCGUUUGUUUCACACGAAGCACUACACACUCUUCGAGCCAACACUUCGUACAAUCUUUGUUCUUCCUCUUCUUCCUCUUCAAUUAAACAUCCAAUAGUGUUUGACAAUUCGAAGCUAAAUCAAAUUUCGGCGCGGCCCGGCUUCCCGAAGAUUCCUUUCCUGUACGAAAGUAAACAGCGAAAAAAAAGAAGAAGAAGGGACGUCUUCAUGCUUCUUCUUCUCCCAAAAUCGAAUUUGUGUGUGCCUUACCCAAAAUCUUCUAACUUAACAAGCACAAGAAGAAGAAGUGACAAGGGCUGACUGCUUCUGUCGAAAAGAAGAGAGGAAUGCUAAUAAGAUGAUGGCGUUGUAUGUGUGCGCUGUCUUCGUCGUCGUCCUGCGCCGCCUUUUCCCUUCAAUUCCCUCAAAUGUUUUUGGAAGAACUGAGUGACGUUUCUCUCCUGGAUUACGGUAGAAUCUGAACGAAAACGAAUAAUUGGAUGGCUAUAAAAGUCCAUUGUUCUGAUUUAUGGCUCUGAGCAGCUUUUCCGUCCCAUUCCCUCAUGCUCUGUUCGCUAUUUUGUGUCAGUCGGAAUAUUGUGGUUUGAUGACUCCUUGUCUGUCACUCCUCCUCCACAAAAUACACUUUCUGAGGAGUUCAAUCUAGGAAAUUGGCUUCUCCUUUUCAUGUCUUUCUCUUGGAUGCUCUGAAGAACCAGGCGCGGCGAGAAGUUUUGAAUUGUUGACUCUGUUGCCAUAAUUGAACCUAAUUUUGCACAAUUAUUAGUCUUCGUAUGGACUUUCUAUCGUUAAAAUUACAGGCUUUUUUUUCUAACAUGUUGAGAAAGUCCAGUCUUCGAAAACCUAUUAUCCAAUCCGGGUUCAUCUGGAAAACAAAUGUUCUCGCUCUUUCCACCGAGCCAUUCGUCAUUUCGUCUUGCGUGUUAGCCCAAGGAGCCCAAGAGAGGCUGUCUCUCAUUCUCUAAUCUUCCUGAAAAUCCCUGCCCAGCUAACGGUUUUUCAUUCGCUGUGGUUGUUGUUCGUUUUCUGAUCGGCUUUGCUAGAAUUUCUUCUUCCACAGGUUCUACAAUAUUCAGCUCCUCUUUAAUCGUUUCUUUUCCUUGCUCGGAUGUGGUCAUGCUUCUUGAAUAGAAUGUAUAAUUGACAGAUGUAGAGGAAAAGCUUGGAGAAGUUUUGAUGCUGAUGUACUUUUCGAAAAACAUUUAGGCGAGACACUAAUAUUCGGAUGUUCUUCUCACUAGAAGCCAUUCAUACUGAUCAGACAUUCUUUGUUGGAGACUCGAUCUUCUCAGCCAAUGAUCAUCAAAUUCUCAUUUGUGCAAUGAACAAUAUUUGUUCGAAGUAAAAGCAGCUAACUGCUCCUCCUUUCUUAGCUUUGCCUCGAUUAUCUCAAAUACCUGAGGCACGCUUGAAUUUUCUAUUCAAAACUGUUUCGCUCAGAUUAUUCUCACCUUUCUAAAAAUAACUAUCUCCAACCCCAUAGUUAUCAAAACGUAUAUUUCAGCAAAGCUUGGCGCGAGCUCGGUUCGGUGUCCCGCGACGAAGCGAUGGCCUCGUUCGUCUUCCUCGUCGACCGUGUCUGUCCGCCGUUCAAAGGAUUCAUUGCCGACAAAAGAGCGAUGUGAGUCACACUUAAAUUAUUCCUCCGUCCUUUUGUGACCACAAACGCAAUUGACGUAUAUAUUCGAGAAGGAGGCCGUCCUCCAAAAACAGCUCGUUUUGUUGACUCGAUUUCCAAAUAUUCCCUCAUGUAUUAUGCCCAUUUUACAAUGACCGGUCUCCCUUUUCGACAGAGUGAGUGGCACUAGAAGUACUAAAUUAAAAACGUGUUGGCUGACUCAUUUCGACCCGAAAUAUCCUAGGGCCUCGCUCUUCUUCCUAGUCGUUUUCCGUCGGUUUUAAUUGAAAACGAGCACCCUCUCCAUCUUCCUUCCAUAUAUAUUGGAAUGCUCCAAGAGCAGCUCUUCGUCUCCCUCUCCCUCUCUUUUUCUCUGUUUCGCCAUGGCUCAUGCCUCUUUCAUUCUCUAUUGAUCACUCACGGGCACACAAAUAACUCUCGUUUCCCCUCACAUUUUCCACUGGCGAAAGCUCCUCCUCUUCCUCGCCUUCCAAUGUGCUCGUUGCCUCACAUAACCAUGGCUACUAGGCUCUCGCAGCUCUUUUACGAGCCCCCAUUUGCACUUUUUUCUUUUCAGAAAAGACGCGGAAUUAAAAGAAUUCGCGCCGCAGGUGACAGAACAAAGCGCUCGACCGCCGUCGCUUCAGCAAGUCGAUCAGCGUCUUUUUGAGGAUCAAAGGUUUUGAUAUUUUUAAACAGUCCCUUCUCAAAUUGUGCUCUUCCAGGAAGCAGAUCCAAGAAGCACUGAACGCGCAGACGUUCCAGCAGUUCUCCGCCUACGCUCAACAGCAAUUCCCCGACCAACCGGAGCAACAAGCAACUCUCAUUCGGCAGCUCCAAGAGCAACACUAUCAGCAAUACAUGUCGCAGGUUUCGCAUUGCGUGAUAGUGUAAUAUUCAUAAAGUGUGCUCAGGUAUACGCUCAGCAAGCGACCAACCCGAAUGGCGAGUUGAGCGCCGAAGAGCAGCAUCAGCAGCAGAUCCGACGCGACGACGAUUCUGAUGUGUCGGACGAUGAGGCUGGGGAAGAUCUUCCUUGUAAGUUGUAGGUUUCUAAGAAGCUCUUCUUCUUCUACCACUACUAAAACCCCCUUCAGUUCACUUCUCUCUUCUUUUCCUCCUUCCUCUCUCUCUCUCUCACUCACACCCUAUUCACACUCCCUAACACAACAAUUUUGUGUUUCAUUUCUCUUUGUAGUGUCUUCGAUUCACGCAAAUAUGGGCCUCUUCUGUCACUGUAUGUUUCACCACCAAAACAACAAACUGCAUCCCUUUUCAUUGCUGUUUUCUCUUCCCCAGCUUGCUCUUUCUCUCGUGGUGUUUGAGCUUUAAAAUUGUUCGAAGCAUCUUUUCUUUUGUUAUUCGAGCAUGAUAAUAUAAUGAGUGACGUGGUACACCUUUGCAUGCGAAUAAUACUGCGUCGCCAGCCCGCUCAGCUUUUCAAUGGCCUUUUAUAUAACUGGCCCUCUUUCUCCCGAAAAAAAUCCCAUUGUAGCCAAUCCUGCAAUCUCGCCUGCAUCGCUCUGGAAUCGACAGGAUAUAAACGAGUUCAAAACGAACAUUAAGAAGGACGGAAACGAGGGAAUCAUAAAAGUGGGACACGGCGAGACUGUGACUGUCCGUGUGCCGACGCACGAGAAUGGAUCUUGUCUGUUCUGGGAGUUCGCCACCGAUCACUACGACAUUGGAUUCGGCGUCUACUUCGAGUGGACCGUCGCCGACACCAAUCAAGUAUCGGUGCAUGUCAGCGAGUCGGACGACGAGGAGGACUACGACGAAGCGAUCGAAGGAGAAGGAGCACCGGCGGCCGGAGGAGACGUGGAGAGCGGUGGAAACAUUCAGACCAGGUAUUCUACUCUUUCGUGGGUAUUGUAAUCUUUCGUGUGUAUAUACUCUUUCGCAAAAUCUGUGUUUUGUAGACGAGUCGAUCCAAACAAGCCACGUCAGGACGAGAUCAUUCCGGUGUACAGAAGAGAUUGCCACGAGGAGGUGUACGCAGGAAGCCAUCGCUAUCCGGGACGCGGAGUCUACCUGCUCAAGUUCGACAAUUCGUACUCUUUGUGGAGAUCAAAGACGCUUUACUAUCGUGUGUACUACAGCAAAUAA
Messenger RNA from Caenorhabditis sp. 36 PRJEB53466, 5288 nucleotides. The record is from the annotation of a GenBank genome assembly. NCBI's taxonomy places the organism in Eukaryota, Metazoa, Nematoda, Chromadorea, Rhabditida, Rhabditidae.